Mirounga angustirostris (Northern elephant seal) is the source of this 5697-nucleotide messenger RNA. RefSeq names its product cytochrome P450 27C1. Gene Ontology annotation, biological process: cholesterol metabolic process; glucocorticoid biosynthetic process; cellular response to peptide hormone stimulus. Gene Ontology annotation, cellular component: mitochondrial inner membrane. Gene Ontology annotation, molecular function: heme binding; oxidoreductase activity, acting on paired donors, with incorporation or reduction of molecular oxygen; monooxygenase activity. The coding region runs from base 722 to 2440 and encodes 572 amino acids. NCBI's taxonomy places the organism in Eukaryota, Metazoa, Chordata, Mammalia, Carnivora, Phocidae. The transcript has 10 exons. The record is from RefSeq and is a predicted model, not a curated record.
AAUUAUUAAUCAAAAAAUAGAUCUAGUUUUGCUUAGUAACAAUACUUGGUGUUUGUAGUUGGUGUGUGUGUUUUUUUUCUCCUUCAGCUGCAUGAGUACAAACUGUAUAAAAUCUUUAAGUAACGUUCUCAGUUUUCAGGGUAAGUUGUUGAACUGCUCAUUCAGAAUCUGGGCUCCCUUCCUGAAACCAGAUGACACACUUCUUGCCCUUCCCAUGCCAAGUCCCUCCCUCAGUGGCCCACUUCCUCUCUGAGUCAAGGCACUGGGCUCUGAACCUAUUCUGGCAAGAUCCUCUCUCUUCUCACUUUCCCCUGUAGGUGUGUUCCUUUCUCUAAGCAUUGCGUUUAACAGGACCGAGCCUUGGCGAUCCUUGCCAGAGACCAGAAACUUGACAAAUGCGCAAGCCAAUGUUCAAGCACCACACUUCCUCACUACUUGCAGUGGUGUGCUGGGAUAAAAUCCAGGAGACUCAUAAAAGCCAGACGGAGACUGCACAAUUCUUUUUUUUUUUUUUUUUUUUAAGAUUUUAUUUAUUUAUCAGAGAGGGAGGGAGAGAGAAACAGCAUGAGAAGGGAGAGGGUCAGAGGGAGAAGCAGGCUCCCCGCUGAGCCAGGAGCCCAACGUGGGACUCGAUCCCAGGACUCCGGGAUCAUGACCUGAGCCGAAGGCAGUUGCUUAACCAACUGAGCCACCCAGGCGCCCCUGAGACUGCACAAUUCUUAUGGAAACUUAUGCCUUAGGGGAGGGAGCCUUUAAUAAUGGUCUGUGUAAACUGAUGCCCAGGCGGUAUGAGUUCGAAGUGCUGCUCGAACACACUGAAGCAAAGAGGAACCCCAAAGGGCAGCAUCUCCCCAAACAAAACAAUUGCUUCGACCAACCAACCAACCCAAACGGCUGCAAUGGCUCUCCUGGCGCGAAUCCUGAACGCCCGAGUGAGCCCGGCUGCCGGGCGAGGCGGGUUCCUGAGCGCCGGGGCUUCACGGCCCUCCCGGCCCGAGGGCGCCCGGCUGCCGGCGGGGACGCGGGCCGAGGACAAAGGAGCGGGGAGGCCGGGAGCGCCGCGGGCCGGGGGCCGGGCCGAAGGGCCCCGCAGCCUCGCCGCCAUGCCGGGGCCCCGCAGCCUCUCCAACCUGGUGGAGUUCUUCUGGAAGGACGGCUUCAGCCGCAUCCACGAGAUCCAGACCGAGACAUGGUGGCUCAGGUGCUCCGGGCAGAGGGGGCCAUGCCCCAGAGAGCCGACAUGGGGUCCUGGCAGGAGUACCGACACUUACGAGGGAGAUCCACCGGGCUCAUCUCGGCGGAGGGUGAACAGUGGCUCAAGAUGAGACGUGUAUUGAGACAAAGAAUUCUGAAACCAAGAGAUGUGGCCGUUUUUUCAGGAGAAAUCAACCAAGUUAUUGCUGAUUUAAUUAAAAGAAUCUACAUCCUCAAGAGCCAGGCAGGAGAUGGAGAAACUGUGACCAAUGUCAAUGAACUUUUCUUCAAAUAUUCAAUGGAAGGGGUGGCCACCAUCCUUUAUGAGAGCCGCCUGGGCUGCCUGGAGAAUAGCGUCCCACAGCCCACCGUGGACUACAUCGAGGCUCUGGGGCUCAUGUUCAGCAUGUUCAAGACCUCCAUGUACGCGGGCGCCAUCCCCAGGUGGCUGCGCCCCUUCAUCCCGAAACCCUGGCGGGAGUUCUGCAGGUCCUGGGACGGACUCUUCAAAUUCAGCCAAAUCCACGUUGACAACAAGCUGAGGGACAUACAGUGCCACAUGGACCGUGGGGAGAGCGUGAGUGGGGGGCUGCUCACAUGCCUCUUCCUCAGUCAGGAGCUGACGCUGGAGGAGAUCUACGCCAACACCACAGAGAUGCUGCUGGCUGGUGUUGACACGACAUCCUUCACCUUAUCCUGGGCAGUGUAUCUCCUCGCGAGGCACCCAGAAGUGCAGCAGACCGUGUACCGGGAGAUCGUUAAGAAUUUGGGGGAAAGGCACGUCCCAACGGCAGCCGACGUCCCCAAAGUCCCACUGGUCAGAGCUCUGCUGAAGGAAACGCUGAGGCUGUUUCCAGUGCUGCCGGGGAAUGGCCGAAUCACCCAGGAAGACCUGGUCAUUGGCGGGUACCUGAUUCCCAAAGGCACCCAGCUGGCCCUCUGCCACUAUGCCACGUCCUAUGCGGAUGAGAACUUCCCUCGGCCCAGGGAGUUCCGGCCGGAGCGCUGGCUGCGGAAGGGAAGCCUGGACCGAGUUGACAACUUUGGGUCCAUCCCCUUUGGGUACGGGGUUCGGAGCUGCAUCGGGCAGAGAAUCGCAGAGCUGGAGAUCCACCUCCUCUUGAUCCAGUUGCUUCAGCAUUUUGAGAUCAAAACAUCCUCUUGGACUAAAGCCGUUCCUGCAAAAACCCAUGGGCUGCUGAUGCCAGGGGGGCCCAUCCACGUGCGUUUUGUUAACAGAAAGUGAGCCUGGAUUUUUAAACCCAGCCAGCCUCCUGACACAGACCGGGUGUUCCAAUGUCACUGAUGAUGGCGGAGGAGGGAAGCCAUCCCUUUUAGAGGCCGUCUUGGUAAUAAACUGGCCCCCCAUGUUCUGGGGAACUUGUACAUCUUUAUGCAGAGUAAUUUGAAAAGAUUAUAUGACUUUUGCAAACCAGUGUUGCUUUUUCUUUGGAGAAACGACUGUUUAAAAACGAGGGGCACUGAAUCCUGGUGUCUCCUCUGUGGUCUUACCCUUGUGCUAUACUUGAUAUUCAAUAGUCUCCUAUGCAUUUGUGCAAGGAAAUGUUGGUUUACUUGUAAAUUCCGUGCUUGAAUAUAUGUUCUGUCAUACUGUACCAGGACUCUAUAUCAGGAGGCAAAUGCAACUUACUGUUUCUAAUUAGAAGAGGGAACAUUACGAAUGUCUCUGUAAUACUGUGAGUAUGGGAAGAAAGCACCAGAGUCAACAUUUUAUCCUGAGCACCUGAGAUUUAGAUCCUGCCGAAGGGUUCAAAAUUAAAAGAACCAUAUUCUUAUUUUUCUCUCCAAACUGGUGCUUCCUUUUCUAGUAACUCCUAAAGAAGUUGAAGAUUAGCUUUUGUUUGAAAGAAAUUAUCAAUAAAAAAUAGAACUCCUGUGAAAUCCAGAAUAAUUGGAUUUUCUAACCAAGUGUAAACACUAAGAUGUAUAAGAAAAUCUGACUGUGUGGAAUUUCAUUGCCUCAGUUGAGAAAAAUGAAUUAGACAAGGAUUGUGGAAAGCCAUGUAACUUUAGAACAUUUUUAUUUCAAGGAAAAAUAAACAUAAAAGUGGACAUGCUAUAGAUAAAAUAAUAUUUUGAUCUUCAUGGUGUUAUUUUAAAUAUCUGAACCGGAAAUGUGAUCCAGCUGUUGGUGCUUAUGUAAGGCUCCAACCAGACGCCUUGGGCCUCAGGAUUGUUCGCUCACGCCAAGCUCUGUUGCCUUUCAUGCUACUUGCUGAUCGCUAAUAAGAAAGAACACCAUUUUGUAACAUUCUCCUUGCAUAGUCAUGCUUGAAACUGCUUCUUCUCAAUCCCACAAAUCUUUUCACAGAGUCCUUCCCCCAAAUCACUUGCCUACUAAUACAUACCAUACAUCUCCCCCUGCACUUUAGUCAUGCCGCAAAGUAACCCUUAAAUAAAAUAGAAAUAAUAGCCAUUUCACAUACCAUCUUUGUUAAAGUAUGUAGAAAUCUUUGUUAAAGCUGGAGAAAUCCCCCAGAGGAUUUUGAAAACAGGGGUUGGGUCUUAAAAAAAGGAGUUCAUGUUUCCUUAAGCCUCUGGAGUAAGCCAAUUUGUGUGCAGGUCUUUCUCUCCUCUCUUUUAUGGAUAAGAAAUCUAAGACAGAGAGAUGAAGUAUUUUGCCUGAUAUGUCAUAGUUGGUAAGUGGCACAGCCACAGAGCCAACUGCAGAACUCCAAAGUUCAUGGUUUUUCACCAAAUCUUAUUGCAUCUUUUUUUUUUUUCUAAGCCUUUUGUGGGGCAUGGGAGUCUUUCCUUUCAGUACUUGGAAGACUAUAUUUCUGUACUUGCACCAUCUCUCAAUCAUACCAGUUAUUUUCUUUUUCUUUUUUCACUCCACAGUAUAAAAUAGGUAUCUUUUUUGAUUAAAACAAAACAAAAUACUCAAGAUGAAAAUUAAAAUCACCCAUAUUUCUACCACCCUAAUAAACCACUGUCAACUUUCAAAAAAAAAAAAAAAACAAAACAACAUGACAACGUUAAAUCUGCAUGUGAAGACAGAAUAACUCUAGUCUGAGCGCAGUAAAAAUAUGUACAGUUAAAUACGAAAUUGUGUCAUAAUGACUGACAAGAUGUUGGAUUACUUUGAGGUUUAUAGACUUUUAUAAGCUAGCUACAAUUUUAUUCUGUUUGUGACUGAAAUUAAGAAGUAUUGAGACGAAUGAAGCAACUUGAAGUGACUCUUAUUCUGCAAAGCGACCCCUCUGGUGAAGCGGGGCCGCGCCCGGUGACGGGCCUGCGGUGAAGGUGGUGGUAACACUCGAGCCCGCUGUCCCGUCUCCCUGGGGAGAGGGACAGACAGACCUUAGGAGCCUCCUGAUGUGACACAACAGGAAGCACCCAGCACAACUAUGGUAUUCUUACUGAAGAAAUGGAAAUUGUAUCGGAGAGGUCUGUAGAUCGACUACCAGUUUGUAGAAACACAAGUUAUAGAGGGACGUGUUAAAACUCCAGGACAGAUACCAUAUCAUUUCCCUCAUAAGUGGAAUCUAUAAACAAAAACCAAAUGACAACAAAAAGCAGUGUCAGACCUGUAAAUACAGAGAACAAACUGAUGGAUGCCCGAGGGAAGGGGGCAGGGUGUGGGCAAAAUGGGUGAAGGGGAGAGAGAGAGGCACAGGCUUCCAGUUAUGGGAUGAGUAAGUCACUGGAGUAAAAGGCCCAGCACAGGGCACACAGUCAGUGGUAUUGUAAUGGGUUGUAUGGUGACAGAUGGGAGCUACAUGUGUGGUGUGUGUAACGUAAUGUAUCAAGUUGGGGAAUCACUGUGCUGUACACCUGAAACUAAGGCAACACUGUGUCGACUAUACUCACAUAAAAAAAUGGUUUUGAAAUGAAAAAAAAAAAGUGGUCUUUAAAUGGAAAAAUUAUGUUUUUUAAAGAUUUUAUUUAUUCAUUUGAGAAAGAGAGAGACAGCACAAACAGGGGGAGAGGCAGAGGGAGAAGGAGAAGCAGACUCCCAGCUGAACUGGAAGCCCGAUGCGGGGCUCCAUCCCAGGACCCUGGGUUCAUGACCUGAGCCGAGGGCAGACACUUAAACAUCUGAGCCACCCAGGCGCCCCUAAAUGGAAAAAUAAAAUACACAACAGCUUUCAAAAAAAAAACCCCCAAAACCCCAAAACAAAACAACUCCAUGCAGAUGCAGUCAGUAGAAUCCAGAAUAUGGUGAAGUCUACAUGACAAAUGACUCCAUUUUUUUCAGCAAAUAAGUGACAAGGAAAAAGAAAAAGAGGAAGGAGACUGUUGCAGAUUACGAGAGAAUUAAGAGACGUAUUGACCACACGUGAUGCUGGACUUUGAAUCCAGAUUUAAAUAAACCGCUCGUAAAGAGACAUUUAAGAAAUAAUUAGGGAAAUUUGGACGCUGACUGUGCAUUUGAAUGAUAUUAAGGAAUUACUGGGUUUUUUUUUUUUAGUGUGCUAGUGGUAGUUAUUACAUUAAAAAGAGAGAGAUCUUAUCUCUUGGAGACAGCUCUUAGAGAUA